Molecule: messenger RNA, 735 nt
Organism: Eimeria mitis
Lineage: Eukaryota; Apicomplexa; Conoidasida; Eucoccidiorida; Eimeriidae
Source: RefSeq, a predicted model, not a curated record
AUGAUGCAGGCGAAGACGCCCCCCGCUCCAGUGGGAACCAUGGGCUCUUUCUACCAGAAACGGCCCAUGCCUUUACAGUCUUUCCUCCACGGGCGGCGGCCUCAGUCCAGCCAGUCGCCCUUCGCGUUGGCCUCAGAACGAACAGCACAAGCAGCAGCUGCUGCAACAGCGGCGGCCGCAGCGGCCGCAGCAGCGGCAGCGAUAAAGUCAGUGUUGGCUUCUGGAAGCUGUUCCUCAGCUGCUGAACCCAAUAACGGAGUGCCUCCUCUCUCGGCAGAGGGCGCUCACCUGAUACUGGCAGCAGCUGUGGCCUCAACUGAAAUCAUCGAAGAACUCAUCCGUCAAGGCGCUGGAGCUGCGGAGUUUGCGGAACUCGAUGGCUGGACAGCAUUCCAUCAGUGUCUGCAACGGCAGCUGGCCUUGAAUUAUCGUUGUAGGGGUGGUCCUAGGGGAACAGUCAGUGACCACAUCCAUAUUUUGCCUUGGGGUUGGACACCAAUUACACGGGAAGCACGUAUUGCAGCUGCAGCAACCCCAGUAGCUGAAGCAACACCAGUAGCCGCAGCUGCAACACCAGUAGCUGCAGCAAUACCACUAGCUGCAGCAGCACCAGUAGCUGCAGCACCAGCAGCUGUAACAGAAAAACUCGAGGUAUGUGAGAAGGCUGUCGCGUUUAUGCUAAGGGGAAGGCGGUCUGUGAACGUCUGUGAGAGGCUCGCUCGGUGGUCUGUGUGA